Messenger RNA from Danio aesculapii, 4446 nucleotides. RefSeq names its product D site albumin promoter binding protein a (gene dbpa). Gene Ontology annotation, biological process: regulation of transcription by RNA polymerase II. The record is from RefSeq and is a predicted model, not a curated record. NCBI's taxonomy places the organism in Eukaryota, Metazoa, Chordata, Actinopteri, Cypriniformes, Danionidae. Gene Ontology annotation, cellular component: nucleus. Gene Ontology annotation, molecular function: DNA-binding transcription factor activity, RNA polymerase II-specific; RNA polymerase II cis-regulatory region sequence-specific DNA binding.
GCCAUCAGUCUUAACCGUCAUAGCUCACGUUUUGAUUGUUUUAUUAUAUUUUGAAGAGGGGAACUAUCUUUUUUAUUUGCACACGGAGUUUUUUUUUUCUGAUAUUAUAGUUUACUUGCAGUUUCAUGUCGACUUGUGUGGGAUUGAAUUGUAUCUCAGCCUCCAUGGACGCCCGUUUAAUCCAACUCAAUCGUUUUUUCGGGGAAUAUUCUGUCCUGGCCGUGAGGAGCACAGUUAAAAUGCGAUGACAUACGUCAACAAAUGAGCGGCGAUCUCACGGACAUUUCCGAAACAAUCUCCACAAUAUUAUUUUCGAAGGAGACCGUGCGUUUGAAGAUGAAGUACAACUCCAGCAUCUUUCUCACUUGAGCGGACCAUGGACGUCACUUCACUUCAGUUUUUUUCCUAAUGGGAACGCACUGAAUACGAAUUUAAAUGCUCAUAAACUUCCAUAUACACCCUGAAAACACCUCAACUGCCAAAACUCAAGCAUUUCUACUUUUGACUGAAGCGUCUGAUCCUGUCAAGCAGCUCAACAGUCAGUGGUCUGAGUACAUUAAGUGGUUAAACCUGGACAAGGUGUUUCACCGAGGAAUGUCCAGGCCAAAUUUCUCAAUAUUACCACCUGACCUUCCAGCAGGGACCAGUCCACAGCUCGGUCUCCGCAACCCUGCAGGUACCACCACCAAUGGCCACCUGAAUAAUUCCAUGGCCAGUCUGAAAACCCUUCUUCAGCUGCCUAUUAGGGACCAGAGAGGGAAGGACUGCUGUGAGAUGAAAGUCUCAGAUAAAGACAAACCUCUGGACUCUGAUGAGGAUUCGCUGGGUGGAGGUGCAGGUAUGAACGGUGGAAAUGGUGUCCUGCGUUCCACCAACCAGUCCGCCUUCCUGGGCCCAUUGCUAUGGGAGCGCACCUUGCCAUGCGACGGCGGCCUCUUCCAGCUACAAUACAUGGACUUGGAGGAGUUCUUGACGGAGAACGGUAUGGGGUGCAUGCCAUCAGGGAACACCUGCAGUACGGCUGCACAGGUCCCGUCUCAGAGCACACAGUCAGCCGUACCAAGCCAGAGCUCCCAAUGUCCACCUUCAUCCUCUCCGCCAUGCUCUUCUUCAGCCUCCUCUAUAUCUUCCCUCUCCUCAUCGUCUUCAUCUUCCUCUUUACUGGGUCUGGACGUGCCACAGGGCCCUGGAUUGCUGGGAGGUCCAGAGUGUCUGCAUGGGGCUCAAACUGUACCACCUGAUCCUUCUCAGAGCCCCUCAUGCCCGCCUCCGCCGGUGGUGCCACCUACCAAUGCGGCUGAUGUGAUGGUGAACUUUGACCCCGACCCUGCUGACCUUGCCCUGUCCAGUGUGCCAGGCCAGGAGGCGUUCGACCCACGCCGGCAUCGCUUCUCAGAGGAAGAGCUGAAGCCACAGCCGAUGAUCAAGAAGGCCCGCAAGAUGCUGGUGCCAAAUGAACAGAAGGAUGACAAGUACUGGUGUCGGCGCUUGAAAAACAACGAAGCAGCAAAGCGUUCUCGUGACGCCCGUCGGCUGAAGGAGAACCAGAUUUCAGUGCGAGCAGCAUUCCUGGAGCGGGAGAACGCCGCGCUACGGCAAGAGGUCGCCGAUAUGCGGAAAGAGCUAGGCCGCUGUCGCAACAUCAUCAACAAAUACGAGAGUCGCCAUGGAGACUUAUGAAAAGGAGAAACAAAGAACGCAAGCGAAAGAACGAAACAGUUACUGAUUUUCAAAUGGCGUUUCAAGGGCUGUUCAACUCAUCCUGGAAUAGCGUUUUCUCGGUGCGUUUGCUUCAAGUAAGCACUACGACACUCUGCGCACACACUUUUUCUUUCGUACGUGCAGCGGGCGUUUGCUGUGUGGUGCUUGGUUGAAACAAAUACUUGAAAAUGGUGGUUCAAAGUUGAACAGCCCCAGCGCGAGGGAUGUGCACAAGGUCUACAUGUAAGCACAAGCGUAUUUCACAAGCGCCGCUUCUUCUCCUACGAUGCCACCCCUAACCUUGACUGUGCAAUCCAAUCUCUCAUAAAUGCUCACGGAUCAUAAAGGCAGAUCAUUUAUAAUGUCAGGUAGCCCUUGUGAACAUCCUCUUUCUAUAUAUACGGGAUGAUUUUUCUCAGAGAGAGAAUUAUAAAGGAGGUGUGGUGGAAAUGUAAUUUUUUUUCUAUGACAAAAAACACAUUGUAUAUUUUUGAACUGUUAGGGUCAGCUAUAAUAGAGUAGCGGAGGAGGGAACGCGGAAGGAGGCGAGAGCGCGAAAGAGAUUUUGACAUAGGAAAACUGUAUAUUUUUAUACUUGCAGAAGCAGGCAGGCGAUGAGAUUUUGGAAAUAAUCUUUUUUGUAUAUUUUAUAUAUGGGUGGGAGGGUUUGGGGAGCUGGACUGAAAGAGGGCUACAUGAAGAAAAAGUCAGGAUUGUUAUCAUUACAUGAUAUAUUUUCGACAUCAGGGGCAGGUCAGGAAAAUCAAGACUUAUAGGAUGAAUGUCAGGAAAGAAACGGAGCUGAUAAGGAACAGGGAAAAAUAGUGUAUAGUUUCACAUUUUUCAUCAUGGGUUUGUUCAAGCACUUGUUUUGGUAUCUUUUUCUUAAAAUUCGGUGUGUGUGUGUGUGUUAGUUUUAUCCUGAGGUGAGAAGGAGACUGAAAGAGAGAAAGAAAGAGGAAUAAUUUUUCAUGUAUAUAUUUAAAUGUUGAAGCAAAUACGUCCACACACACACACACACGCACACACACACACACACAUACAUACACAGACAUGCACACACUUUUUAACACAAAGUGGUUAUUUAAGGCCAGUAUGAUUUAAAUAUAUACAUAUAUGCACACAGACCUUUUAAAGACAUGAACCACAGAACUGUUUAACAGCAAUAUAAUUUCUCUCUUUCUCUCUUCCUCAAGCUUUUGACAUUGUGAUUGGUGCUGGAUUGGCAUUUCUCACCCAGGUUGAGUCGGAAGCGAGUGGGUUGCAUGCUGGAGCAUGCUCGUGUAUUUUUCCAACGCAGGAAAAAACACUCUUGGUGUUUACGACCGUCAUUUUCUAUGGUGCUCACCCAGUUUCUUGACCCAAACGCACAUAACCUGUUUGCCUAUAACCUUUACUCUUAUAUGAUUUCUUAUGAUUAUUGUAUGAGGAAUCGUAUAUAUAUAUAGACCUACACAAGUAUAUCUAUACAUCUCCUCAAAAUUAACCCCACAUCCCUCAAAAAAGACAUGCACCCUAAUACUACUGUACCAUACAAAGUACAAUAUUAUAUUAUAUAUUAAAUAUUAAACUAUUCUCUCACUAGAUAUAUGUGUGUACAUGAGUAUAUGCUUGAAUAUGUGACUUUAGAUGUAAUUUACAUAACUUGAAUAUAUAAAUGUAGUAUCUUUCCGAUGAAAAAAAAAAAUUAUACAGAUCUGAUUUCUUAUCAGUUUUCUCAGGUGUCUGGGAUGACUUUGAAGAAAAAAAGAAACGAAACAUGCCACGCUGAUCAGCAAAACUGUGGCUCUUUUUGCUUGAUUGUUGUCCAAUUUUUUUGGAGCCAGCUAGCUGACUUAAUUCCACGGAAAUGAAUAGUGCACUACCAACUAUUUUUGGAGGAAGAUUCUGUUUUAAAAAACAAAAAGGAACAAAAAGAAAAAAACUGUGCUGGAUAUAUAUAUAAAAAUAUAACUUUAUUACUUUACAGAUAGGAAUUAAAUGUCUUUUCCUUUUGAACCUUGAUGUUCUAUUAUUACAAUUGCUUGCAUUAUCAUUGCUGUUGUUAUAAUUAUAAUUCUUGCGUUUCUUUUCAGCGUUUUCUUGCAACGACUUACUUUUCAAAGGAAAUGUAAUGCUCUCUUACCUCCCUUGUAACUGCAAGACCAUCUCGAAUUAUUCUGUCGAGCCCGUUCACUGUUGGAUCCAUCCACCGAGACUGUGCAAGGCCUCAAGUGCAAUGGGGGGCCGUAAUCUUGUCCUUGUGUGUAUGAAUUUGCUAUAACCUGAAACAAACACACAGUAGACUGACUGUUCCUUUCUCUUGACAGAACAACUUCUACCACCUUUGACUAGCUCCUUUUUUUGAUGCCAAGUCAAAGAUGUACCGUUUGUUUAAAAGAAGCUUCUAAAGCAAGCGAAGGUUGAAACCUUAAAGAGCUUAAAAACUUUUGACAGUGCUAUUUUUAUAUGUAACUGUGUGCACAUAACUCUUUCAUGGGCAUUAGUAGCUCGGUGUCACUUUUGUGGUGGCGGCGCGUUGCUAAAUGUUAUUGCGGGUAUUGUAAUCAUCAUUUGAUCCCUUUCCACGUGGAUUAUGAACAGCUCCCUGUUUGUGACUGUUAUGAACUUUUGAAUCCCAUGAGUGCACCACUACCAAACAUCACUUGGUAAUGUCUACUGUUCCUGCCUAUAGGGAUGCUGGGAAAUGUGGUCUGGCUUUUUCCCCUCAAACACCAAUAAAUAAUUACCCCUAUUCACUGACAA